Messenger RNA from Monascus purpureus, 546 nucleotides. The record is from the annotation of a GenBank genome assembly. NCBI's taxonomy places the organism in Eukaryota, Fungi, Ascomycota, Eurotiomycetes, Eurotiales, Aspergillaceae.
AUGGCAGCUCACCAUCAGUACUACCAGCCCGCCACUCUUCCUCUCAACGUUCCAUCCAAGGCUCCUGCAAUCGCCAACCUCUACCCCAUCUCCCGGGUAGCUGGUUCGCCACCUGAGAUCUCUGACAGCAGCACUGCCGGAGGGAGCCGGACGUCUGGUUUAAGCUUUUCCUCCGGAAGUGCCAGCGGAGAUUACGAGUCCAGUUCCAUGUAUUCCGGAGUCGACGUUGUUGACGUUCUGAGUGACCGCAUGCAGAAUGUUUUUGAUCCAACGCCAUUGGACAGGGGCCUAGCAAUGCAGGCGCAAGCUUCCGGGCAGCUGAACGCAAAGCAAAGAGAACUCAUGGAACUGCAAGCUCUGGCCCAACGACGCUUGAAAGGCGUUCGUGCCAGCUUCAACGAAGGAAUCAAGACCGCAAGAGAGACUAAACGUGAUCUCGAAUGGAGUCAAAACCGUGUGAGUGCUUUAAAGGCCAAGGCUGAGAAAGCGUACCCUGACGAGUACCGACGUGCGACGAAGAAAUACGCGUAUGUCGAUGACUAUUGA